Messenger RNA from Toxotes jaculatrix (banded archerfish), 951 nucleotides. It is a transcript of the gene txnl4b, whose product is annotated as thioredoxin-like 4B. Gene Ontology annotation, cellular component: spliceosomal complex; U5 snRNP; U4/U6 x U5 tri-snRNP complex. Bases 34 to 483 code for a protein of 149 amino acids. The record is from RefSeq and is a predicted model, not a curated record. Gene Ontology annotation, biological process: mRNA splicing, via spliceosome. The transcript has 3 exons. NCBI's taxonomy places the organism in Eukaryota, Metazoa, Chordata, Actinopteri, Toxotidae.
GACUAACAGGGGUUAAUUUCGUUAGCCUCGAGAAUGAGUUUGUUUUUGCCAAAAUUAAGUUGCAAAAAAGACAUAGAUGAAGUUAUCAAAGGCGUGGCAGAAAAAGUCGUAGUUUUGAGGUUUGGGAGAGACGAAGAUUCAGUCUGUCUCCAGCUCGACGAGAUUUUGUCAAAAACUGCGCACGACCUCAGUAACAUGGCGUCGAUCUACAUCGUUGAUGUGGAUAAAGCUCCCAUCUACACACGAUACUUUGACAUCAGUUACAUCCCUUCCACUGUUUUCUUUUUCAACGGGCAACACAUGAAAGUGGAUUAUGGCUCACCGGAUCACACAAAAUUUGUUGGCAGUUUUAAGACAAAGCAAGAUUUCAUGGAUCUGAUUGAGGUCAUAUACCGAGGAGCCAUGCGGGGAAAGAUGAUUGUGCAGAGUCCCAUAGAUCCUCAAAAUAUUCCUAAAUAUGACCUCCUCUACCAUGGAAUUUAGACUCAGCACAUUCCCUGUGUGGUAAUAAUAGUAAUAAUAAUCUUCCUCUGCCACUAAGCAACCAUCAGAUAAGACCCAUAAACUUUAAUCUGAAGUGUCUCAGAUUAGGAGCCUUGUUGAAGAUUCAUUUUCCAAAGAGAGGCAAAUAUGACGUUGCCCUGUAGUACUGUCCCUGUUAGAUUGUGGAGUUUCUGACCAAUAUUAAUGGUAUGAAGCAAAUGUAUGUGUGAAUCCCAGUUUUGUUGGUUCCCAUGUACACACAUGGGGACACACAUACAUCGACACAAAACCAUUGGCUAGAACAUACCAAUGGUUUCAAACUAUUCCACUGAUUAACAGGUUACCUGUCAAGAAACACAGUAAUGUGAAGGUGCUGUGAGACAGUGAAGUAGGAGACUGCAGGCUAAUGAACAGGGAUGUAAACAAUGCAGGCUUCAAAGUUUUAAGAAAAAAUGUUUUUUUAUGAGG